UUCUUUCCAUUUCCGAUGUGACGAGAUGCGUGGCCGAGCCAUGGUGCCAGACAUCUAUGGCUGCCAAGUGGAUGAGGAAGAAGCCCUGGAAGGCUUAGCAACGACUUGGCGCCUGGAGGACUUGCCUCCGCUUCCGAAGCCUCUUCGGGAUAAGCUUUUGCAGUCGCUUGGUGGCACCGCUUACGUUGCUGCGCAGAUCGCCCUGGCUGUGGGCGGAACGCAGGGCUUUGUACUCACGGCGUUGCCCAACUUGAGCCAAAGAGCACUGCUGACGCCGAAGCUUUGGUGGAUCUUCUUUGUGGCCAUUUAUGUGGAGGCGGGAAUUGCAUUGAUAUGUUUGCUUUAUCUUCUGUUUGGAGAUCCCGGUGUGAUUCGACGCUCUGCCGAGAGCUGCUUCCCACUACCAGUCGAAGUGGCACACAAACUGCAGCAGAACGAGAGCCUGCAGGAUCUAACAGCGAACAUCGACGAUGGCGACCGCACCUUCUGUGUGCGCUGCCUGGUGUGGCGGCCAAAGCAUGAGCCGUCCAUCUUUGCAGAGGCCCCUGCGGUGCAGAAGCUGAAACGAGUUGUCCGAUGGCUGGUCUUUGUGCCGGGCUUUCGAAGCGGCAACAGCCACCACUGCAGGACCUGCGGGCGCUGUGUGAGGUUCUUUGACCAUCAUUGCGGGGUCUUUGGGCGGUGCAUCGCGGGGACCAUUUGCUCUGGCAAUAUGCCUUUCUUCUUGAUGAUCAUUUUUAUGUCUUUCUGCGGCAGUUGCACGUGUAUCACAGCGUUUGCUGUUUCUGUGGCGAACUGGCACUAGUUGUAGAGCGUGUAGGUUAGUUGCUGCCAAAACGCGUAGCAGCAUAGGAGCAGUUGCAUUGCUGCAACAAAAAGAAGGUGUGCAGCACAGUGCAGUGCUCAAUUCAGG
Messenger RNA from Durusdinium trenchii, 913 nucleotides. The record is from the annotation of a GenBank genome assembly. Lineage: Eukaryota; Dinophyceae; Suessiales; Symbiodiniaceae.